UAUCGGUUAUGUCUCGGCUUUCCUCCCAUUCAGAAAACACUGCCGAAUUGAAACGAGCUCCAAAGGGGACGUUGACUGAAUAUAAUAGAAAGUGUCCCUAUUAAAAAUCGGCAAAAAGAGCCAGUUACAUCAUAUUUAGAGAAGUUUUAUUACAUUUACAACUCCAUUUCGUGGGCUUCCACAUGUUUACAAGAGAGAAGCAACGCCGUAAAGCAGCAGACAUAGGUUUGCGUCAUUUUUUUUUACGUGAAUCGCUUGUCAAGGGCAUUUGAAACCAGUUUCUCUUAUUUUAACGCUUUAUACUAUAGGCUACUACACAUUGCUGAUGGUGAUGUUUUUGAAAGCCCCUAGAUCCCUAGAAAGUUUCGAUCGGUUUCACACAACCCAACGAAACCUUUUCUUUAACUUGCAGUAUGUAAAUUGAUUAAUCCAAAAACCAACUCAUUAUUUUAUUUUCCUUAUUAAAAGAGAAACGAGUCGAGUUAUACAUGUUCUCUGUGGUGCUCAUCGUAUCAUUUGGUAGUCUGUUCACAAGAGAUUAUAUAACUUGUUGUAGUUUGCGCUUCUUUGUUGUGUUGACUGUCGCUGACGCCUGGUGGCGCUAGUAGUAAAUGUUUUUAUCAGACGACGUUAGUUGUCAAACGCGAAAGUCAAAAUACAAAACAUAUUCCGAAAAGAGUUGAUCGUCCUCCCCUUAUCAUUUCGCAAUCUGUGGCUUCAUUUAGUUCUCCGUCACACUUAAGCCACGCAAACUCUUUUUCUUUUGAAAAAAAUCAUUCUAGUCAUCUCACGAAAAUGGCUCUCCGAUCAAACAGUAGCAGAAGAACACCCCGGUUCGAGGAGUCUGAGGAUAGUGUCACAGAACCGUUGAUCUCUCAGACUAACUUAAACAUGAAUUCAUCUGAUAAGUCGACGAAGCUGUCCACUUUUUUCACUUCAAAGCAGAAUAUUUACAGCAUUUAUGUUUUGCUACUAUUUCUGAUAACUUACUUGUUGAAUCAACUUGAUCGUUACAUGCUGGCCAUAGUAACGAAACCUUUAGCACAGGAAAUUCAUUACGGAGAUCAAGGAUGUAUGACCAACACCUCGGCCACAUUUCCAACCCCACAAGUAGUGUGUCAAAAGCUGACCAAUGAAUCUAGCUGUGCUCAAUUUCUGUACAAUGAUACAACUUUUGGAGGUUGUAAAUGGGACUACACAGGACAAGGUUUUGACUAUCAGAUUCUUGCUGGACCAAUUUUCAUCUUGAUUUACACGUUUGCCGCUAUCCCUGUUGGUAUUGCAGCUGACCUCUAUAACAGAAAAAUUCAUACUUAUAUGCAGGUACUCCUCGGCAUCAGUCUUAUUUUUUGGUCGGUGUGUACCCUCUUAUCUGGAUUUGUUACCAGCUACUGGCAAUUGGCUCUCUUGCGAUUUGGCUUAGGACUAGGAGAAGCGGGAUGCACUCCGUUUGCGACAUCAUUAAUUGCCGAUUAUUUCGGCCAAGAGUUGCGUGGUCUGGCCAUGGGCGUCUAUAACUGGGGUAUUUAUACAGGGUACUCCCUGUCUUACGCCCUUGGCAAUUUCAUCACCGAUGCCAAUAUCAAUAACCAAGGAUGGCGCUGGUCUUUUAUCAUCGCUGGAAUUCCAGGAAUUGUCAUUGGUUUUAUCAUUUUAUUGACGGUCAGAGAACCGAAACGCGGCGAAAAAAAUGUUCCUUUAACGGUGAAAGUAGAGGUUUCUGUCGGAAACGCAGAACCUUCAACCAAAGAAAAAUUCAAACAGAUGUUCAAAUUGAUACGACCGUCCUUGUUGCUGUUGUGCAUUGCAAGCUCUAUUCGUAACGCUGCUGGCUACGUGUGGGCCUAUAACACGCAAGUGUACUUCGAUGGGCUCGGUCAAACUCCAACUCAGAUUGGCACUUGGAUGUCUUGGAUCCCGGUUGUUGGCGGUUCCAUUGGUGUUGUCUUUGGCGGUUUUAUUUCUGACCGAGUUGUUAAGCGAACGGGACCCCAUGGAAGGAUUUGGGUUUUGGCAUUAAGUCAGAUCAUCUCGUCUCCUUUCGCUGCGGGAGUCCUGUUUCUUGAUCCACCUUACUGUUACUUUAGCCUACUACCUAAUUACAUUAUCGGCGAAAUGUGGGUAGGUGUAGCUCUUGCCGUACUGGUUGAACUUGUGCCAGCCGACGUCAGGACUACUGCUGUAGCAGCUUACUUUUUCAUCAUUUCGAAUAUUGGUGGAAACAUGCCUCUUUUAGUGCCUCCUGUCAAGAAAGCUUUCAUCGACGCUGGUUAUGGGGAGGUUGAUUCUUUGCGGAAUACCCUUUAUUUGUUUUUCCCCGGAGAAUAUAUUCUGGGUGCCUUACUAUUUCUCGUCUCACUGGUUGUUCUGCAACGUGAUAUUGAGUACAUCAAACAACAGCAGGACAAGAAAAUUGAAACUAAUGAAGGAUCCCAAUCUCAAUUGCCCUCUAAUUAUGGAAGCGCAUCGACUCUGGCUACCGAUGACUGAAUCAAUCGCCAGAGAAACCUAAUCGAUAUAAAGCUUCUAUAAUCGUGCUUAGCCCUCAGAUUCACGCGUAAUAUUAUGUUGGUUUUUAUUUGUACGGAAUGGAAUGCGCGCAACUAAAAAACUUCAAAGAGCAUCUUUAUGUUUUCUCUGAAGCAAUGAUGGCAUCAUAAGUAACUGAAGGUAACGGAAAGUAAUUAAGUUAUAUGGUAUUAUUUCCAGGAUUAUAUUUUUAUAGCACUAUACUUAUUGUAUCAGUUAUAAUUUGAAGAUUAUUUUAGUAAAGAACAAGUUUAAAUUAAA
Molecule: messenger RNA, 2790 nt
Organism: Daphnia pulex (common water flea)
Lineage: Eukaryota; Metazoa; Arthropoda; Branchiopoda; Diplostraca; Daphniidae
Product: protein spinster homolog 1-like
Exons: 11
Coding region: 796-2490 (564 amino acids)
Biological process (GO): transmembrane transport
Cellular component (GO): membrane
Molecular function (GO): transmembrane transporter activity
Source: RefSeq, a predicted model, not a curated record